This is a messenger RNA of Polypterus senegalus (gray bichir), 1598 nucleotides long. RefSeq names its product vacuolar protein sorting 36 homolog (gene vps36). NCBI's taxonomy places the organism in Eukaryota, Metazoa, Chordata, Cladistia, Polypteriformes, Polypteridae. The record is from RefSeq and is a predicted model, not a curated record. Gene Ontology annotation, cellular component: late endosome membrane; ESCRT II complex. Gene Ontology annotation, biological process: protein transport to vacuole involved in ubiquitin-dependent protein catabolic process via the multivesicular body sorting pathway. The coding region runs from base 43 to 1191 and encodes 382 amino acids. Gene Ontology annotation, molecular function: ubiquitin binding; phosphatidylinositol-3-phosphate binding. The transcript has 14 exons.
AAUGACGAAUAAGGAAGUGAUGAUUCGGUGUGCAACUAAAUCAUGGAUCGCUUCAUCUGGGCGAACGGCUUAUUGGAAAUAAAUGAAACGCUUGUGAUCCAGCAGAGAGGAGUUCGUUUGUAUGACGGAGACGAGAAGGCAAAGUUUGAUAUGGGAACACUCCUCCUAAGUACACAUCGGCUUCUUUGGAGAGAUGCAAAGAAUCACGAAUGUUGCAUUGCUAUUCCACUGUCACAAAUUGUGUUUUUUGAAGAGCAAGCAGCUGGCAUUGGAAAAAGUGCGAAGAUAGUGGUUCAUCUUCACCCUGCAUCUGCCAACAGAGAGCCUGGGCCAUAUCAAAGUAGUCCAUAUAACUAUAUUAAACUGUCCUUCAGAGAGCAUGGACAAAUAGAGUUUUACAGAAGACUGACUGAAACUAUGACUCAGAGGCGAUGGGAACGUGUGCCUGCAUCCCAGUUAAUUCAGCCAACAAACACUUCUCAGGCAGGAAGAACACGAGCAGUUGGAAUUGUGGGUAUAGAACGGAAGCUGGAGGAAAAACGAAAGGAAACUGACAAAAACAUUUCUGAGGCCUUUGAAGAUCUUAGCAAGCUUAUGGAGAAGGCAAAAGAAAUGGUGGAAUUAUCGAAGUCAAUAGCGAACAAAAUCAAGGACAAGCAAGGUGACAUCACAGAAGAUGAGACAAUUCGGUUCAAGUCAUACCUUUUAAGCAUGGGUAUUGCUAACCCAGUCACUAGAGAGACGCAUGGCUCCGGAACUCAUUACCAUUUGCAAUUAGCCAAGCAACUGGCACAGAUUUUACAGACUCCUCUUGAGGAAAGAGGAGGCAUGAUGGCUCUGACAGAAGUGUAUUGCCUUGUCAAUCGGGCUCGUGGAAUGGAGCUCCUUUCACCUGAAGAUCUCGUCAAUGCCUGCAAGUUGUUUGAAAACUUAAAGCUACCACUAAGGUUGAGAAUAUUUGACAGUGGUGUUAUGGUGGUUCAACUACAGUCGCACAAUGAACAAGAAAUGAUUACUUCAGCAGUUGAUAACGUGUCAGAUAAGGGGUCUCUUACAGCGGAGGAACUUGCAAAACUUCUUGGCAUCUCUGUCCUGUUGUCAAAAGAAAGGUUGCUUCUUGCAGAAAAGAUGGGGAACCUUUGCAGGGAUGAUUCAGUAGAGGGCCUUCGGUUUUAUCCCAACUUGUUUUGACACAGAAGCAAAAAACUUUUUUUUUUCUUCUCAUUUUUUCUUUUUUUUUCCUGCUGAGCUUUAUGGAAACAGAAAUCUCAAAAACCCCUGACUCUGAACUGUGAUGUACUUCUUGGCUUCAAGUGUCUGUGGUCACAUAUUGCUAGAAAUCGUACCAGCCGAGUAUAACAAACACACCUUAUUCCAGCUUCAGAUAUUGUCUUUAACUCUAACUUUAAACGUAAUUUAAUUAUGGUGCUUAUGUUGAGAAAAUGGAAGCACUGUGGAUUAAAAUCAUUGACUGCUGGAAUAUCGAUAGCUACUGUACUUAAUAAAUUUAGUGAAAAGCGUCCUUCCUUAACCGUAACGAAUACUUCAAUGAUGUGUCACACUGACAAAAAAAAAAAAAAAAAAAUACAAAAGUGCAA